This is a messenger RNA of Oldenlandia corymbosa var. corymbosa, 1389 nucleotides long. The record is from the annotation of a GenBank genome assembly. NCBI's taxonomy places the organism in Eukaryota, Viridiplantae, Streptophyta, Magnoliopsida, Gentianales, Rubiaceae.
AUGGAGAAGGAGAGCCAUGCAUCCCCGUUUCGCAUUGUUAUGCUUCCAUGGUUGGCUCAUGGACAUGUCUCCCCUUACCUUGAAUUGGCCAAAAAACUCACUGCUCGAAACUUCAUCAUAUACUUGUGUUCUACCCGUGCAAAUUUGACUUCAAUAAGGUCAAAACUAAGUAAAAAAUUUUCAGAAUCAAUCCAACUUGUUGAACUCGAACUCCCUGAAAGUGAUCAGCUUCCAUCUCGUUACCACACUACCAAUGGACUUCCACCAAAUUUGAUGGCAACUCUCAAAGAUGCCUUUGACCGAUCUUGCCCUAGUUUUUGCAGAACCCUCAAACGGUUGAAGCCCAACUUGGUGAUAUAUGAUCUUCUUCAACCAUGGGCUCCUGCUGCUGCUGCAUCGGUUUGUAAUAUCCCUUCGGUGGUUUUUGUUAGUAGCAGUGCUACUAUGAGUGCUUUAUGGUAUCACUCCCUCACUUUUCCAGGUACCAAGUUCCCUUUUGAUUCUACUAUUUUUUACCGAGAAUAUGAAUCCGAUUUCGCUAAAAGAAUGGUGAAGCCAAGCAAAGACAAAAGGCGCAUCAUGCAAUGCAUUCAAAGAUCUACUGAUAUUGUUUUGGUGAAGGGCUUUAGAGAAAUUGAGGGCAAAUAUGGUGACUAUUGGUCCACUCUAAUUGAGAAAAAAGUUGUGCAUGUUGGCCAUUUAGUUCAGGAUCCUGCUAUUAAUAAUGAUGAUGAUGAUGAUUGUGAAGUGAUUGAAUGGCUAAACAAUAAGGCGAAGGGUUCCACCAUAUUUGUUUCCUUUGGGAGUGAAUAUUUUCUGUCUAAUAAAGAUUUGAUAGAAAUUGCUCAUGGCUUGGAACUUUCCAAUGUUAACUUUAUAUGGGUGGUUAGGUUUCCUACAGGGGUGGAAAAUAUUUCUCUUGAAGAAAUAUUGCCACAAGGAUUUUUCACUAGGGUUGGAGAUAGGGGAAAAAUUGUGACAGGUUGGGCACCUCAAGUGAAAAUUCUUACACAUCCUAACAUUGGAGGUUUUGUAAGCCAUUGUGGCUGGAAUUCGGUUUUGGAGGGAAUGAAAUUUGGUCUACCCAUCAUUGCCAUGCCCAUGCAGCUGGACCAACCUAUUAAUGCUCGUUUGAUCGAAGAAGUUGGAGUUGGUAUCGAAGUUUUGAGAGAUUCAAGUGGCAACCUUCAAAGGGAGACAAUAUCGAAAGUUAUUAACCAAGUGGUGAAGGGUAUUGAUGGAGAGCAAGUUAGGAAGAAGGCAAAAGAAUUGAGUGAGGAGAUUGGAUUGAAGGGAGAUGAAGAGAUUGAUGAGGUGGUGAAAGAAUUGGUGCAACUUUGUCUCAUGGAGAAGAACACCAAGAUCUACCCUUUACCAUCUGAUGAUUAG